CCGGCAGUAAAGCGUCCGCAAGAAGCCACACAGCAUUUUGCACCGUCAAAACCCAAUCGAGUCAUAAUGGCAGGGCCAACAAUGGAAGUGGUGUCGCCGGCACAGUCCGAGGGUGAGAUGCGGCCAUCGCACAUGCUCAACUCGCGGCUGUCGACCGUCAACUACUUCACGCCCAACAGCGAUGGCCUGGGUGCCACGCAGGUGCUGGGCGGCAGUCAAGCGCCUCGACAGUCCUUGAUGGCUUCCGUCAUGCGUCCGUCUUCUACGAUGCGUCCGUCUGUGGUCACCGACCUGAGCAACAACUUCUCUGAGGGCAAAAUCCACGACGCCAAGUUGCAGGUCUUCGCCAGCGACGUGCUGAUGGAAGGCCAACUUACCAAAAAGGGCGAGUCCGGGCUGCAGGCGUGGAAGAAUCGCAUCUUCGUGCUGCGUGGGCAGGAGCUCUCGUAUUACACCAUCGACAGCAAGCAACGUUAUGGCGCUUUGAAGGGCACGUGGGACAUUGCAGGCGCGACUGUGGAGCGUCUGGACAACUCUUCUUUCAGCUUAAAGUUGACCAACGGGAGUGUCCGCGCUAUUGGAGCGCCAAAUGUGCAGACGCUGAUGGACUGGAUGACGGCCAUUGCUGUGGCUGCCGAGGCCCACAUUGUGAAGCCCACGUCCGACUUGUCUCUUGUGGACCAGAGCCGCACGACGCACAUUAUCUUGGUGCGUCACGGCCACUACGCCAGCUCGCAGACGCCGUCCGCGGACAUGCACGGACCGUUGACAGACUUGGGCGUGCAACAGGCGCGUGCAACGGGUCGAUUCCUACACAAAUACCUGACCGAGCGAAUGGUGUUGAAGCGAUUCCCCAAGUUCCCAGUGUACCAUAGUGGCGUCCGUCGUGCAGUGGAGACGGCCGAACGUAUCGGAGACGCGUUUCCUUCUGGCUCGGUGGAGUUCCGUGAGAACAAACUCUUCCGUGAAGCGUGGCCGGGUAACCCUUUGCCGAACGGUAACCGCCAGCAAUUGGCGAGAGAGAAGCUGGACAACAUGGUGUCGGACUGCGCUCGGCUCAAAAUGGCAUACCGUACCAUGUUCCGUCAUUUAAUUCCGCAAGACUUGGAGAUCGAGGAGCGUCAACUGAGUGAGGAAGACCAGAAACAUUACGCUAAUACGUUCGGCAUACGGUCAACGCAGACCCGCGCAAAGGACAGAUUCCGUGUCGUGGUCUGUCACGCCAAUAUCAUUCGCUGGUUUGUGUGCAAGGCGCUGGGUGUGGACCCCAAUGGCACGUGGGGCCGCAUGCGCUACAACCACUGCGGUAUCACUGCUAUGGAGGUCGACAGCGUCGGUAACGUACAGCUCACGUACAUGAAUCAAACAGGACACUUGGAAACGACGCAACUUUCCGAGGUGUAGUAAGUGCUCGCUACACCAAGUCAAGAAGUCCUAUGGGGACUCCGGUUGUAGUAGGAGAGUUUCUAAGGAUCGACUCGUUUAUAGGCUGUGGCUCUGUAUUUACAUGGAGUGCGUCAAAAAUCCACUGGGUUUGAACGCUUGAA
Phytophthora infestans T30-4 is the source of this 1547-nucleotide messenger RNA. RefSeq lists its product as uncharacterized. The transcript has 2 exons. Gene Ontology annotation, cellular component: mitochondrion. The record is from RefSeq and is a predicted model, not a curated record. Lineage: Eukaryota; Oomycota; Peronosporomycetes; Peronosporales; Peronosporaceae. Gene Ontology annotation, biological process: positive regulation of mitochondrial fission. The coding region runs from base 67 to 1404 and encodes 445 amino acids.